Molecule: messenger RNA, 2175 nt
Organism: Prorocentrum cordatum
Lineage: Eukaryota; Dinophyceae; Prorocentrales; Prorocentraceae
Source: the annotation of a GenBank genome assembly
UGGGCCUUGACAUAUGACAAACAUUGAUGUCACGACGUUGACUGCCGAUUCUGGCCCAGGGGCAGCAGUUGUAUGGCUCAGCGAGGCUUGCCCCGACCGAACUUUACAUGAUCACGGUCUAACGUCCGCACGCUUUCAGGCUUGCCAAGUCUUACUACCGAACAUGAGCGUGAUUGUCACGUUGCAGGCUAUUCAGUUUUGCUUCGAUUGGAUCAUCGCUACUGUGGUGGCUGUGAAUUGGUGCUACACGUUCAAAAUGUCCUUUCCGCAGUACUCCGAGACUACCCUAGGCUGGGGGUUGUACACAUUGUUCUUGUUGAUGUUCAUGCCUUUGUUGAAGUCUGAGCUUAUGCACCAGCUGGAGAGAGACGACGGGAAAGACACGAAGCUUACGCUGCAAGGUUGGCGCUAUAUGCUGAGCAUCACCUGUGGCACCGCUGUCGGCACUGCGAUGUCCGGCUUAGCCGCCUUGGUUUUCCCGAAUUUGGCCAUCGUGAGCGUGUUUAGAAUCGGCUGUCCGACUGGUUUGUUUGUGGCGGUUCCGGUCACAAUCGUAUUCAUAUUGGCACAGUCUUACAUGGAGUGGUUGUACCACAUCGGGUUGCCUGGCUACUCGAAGAACGGUUGGCUCAAGUCCGUGUUGACGAUCCUCUUGUGUUCCACGUGGAGCACCCUGGGAUACAUUUGGAACGGCGUCUGGGACAAAGAGUUGCAGCUCAUCGAUGCGUACUCUGCCGCGGAGUACGCCUACCUCUUCACCAACACGACGAACGCGACAGUUCCCCGUCAGUUCUCGUAUGGGACCCCGUCAGCACUCCUUCUGCAGUCAGGUGAUCGGCAGAAGUUCCAGACCAUCACUGACAUGAUGCUGGGCCGCUGCACCAUCGAAGGUGCAGCUCUGUCGGUCACUUGGAAGGCAUACAAGGCAAUCGUUACGAAUAUCCUCGCGAUGACGCUGCUGUACGUGAUGCCCGAACCACCACCAGUGGAUGACAAGCUCUGGGUGACGAGGCGCGUGCGUCUGUCCGCGCAGAUGCUCACCCUCACCGUGGCGUCCUACGCGACAACCGACGCAGGCUACGAUUUCGGCAUGGAGUACGUGACGGCCCUCACCGACAGCGAAGUUCUGGGCCUGUUUGCCGCGUACACGUACGCGGUGAUUCUAAGUUCUAUUGUUUGCGCCGUCAGUUGCAUCUGCCGCUUCCGAACGCAGACCCAGUUCCAACAGUGGAUAUUCUUGAUGGCUUGCUACGACGUCUGUUACGCGUGGUGGUACUGCUGGCAGGAGACACUCUACCAGAUCCAGGGGUACGGCCUCAGCAUGAUCGACGGCCACUGGUAUACGGACUGGGUCGACUUCUCCAUCGCGAUGCUCCAAAACUUUCUGAUGACGCUGCUGUGGGUCGUCUGCGUGAGGCAUGUGUCCAGGUUCGCGGUGGAGAACGCGAUACGCAAGGCGGAGAAGCGGGGAACGCAUGACGACGAGCUGGACCUGCAGGGCGUCCUCAACGCCGGCAGCAUCACCGACUCCUUCCGCUUCCUGGCCGCCUGCUCGGGCCUGGACCUCGACUCGGUGGACGCCCUGCGCAAGGACAGCGAGCCCAAGUACGGCGCCGACGCCCUCGGCGGCGGCGGCGCCGACCUGGCCUGCGAGGGCGGGGGCGCCUGACCGCCCGAUCGCCCCCGGCGUGCGGCACUUUCUUCGCCGCGGCCCCGCGGCUGCUUCGGAGGCAGCGAUGGGGGGGGGGGAGCGGCGGCAGCAGCUGCGGGAGCGACAGCGGGCAGCGGCAGUUCCUCUCGACCCCCGGGACCUCUCCGGGAGCGCGCCUGCCCUGAACAGCACCUCCCGGUACGUAUCUAAUCCACUUCCGCUUCCUCUCCUGUGAGUCCCAGCUCUUCGGCGAAUCCAGUGCAUGCCGCGGUCGGGCCGUGGGCUUCCAGGCAUGUUUCGCACAGGUGUCAGACCACGGCCCCCAGAACUCGUCCUUGAGGGCCUUGGCUGGGAUGGCCUGCACGAUGGUAGCGUCUGGCUUCGCUCUUACCGUUGCAAGUUUGCCGAACACCUGCCGGCGCGUGCCACUGCGGCGUCGAGGGGCCCCCUUCCUUGACUUUCGAGGAGGGCUAAGAAGAUAUAGCCAGAACCUUCGAUUUUAAAUUUAGGUCGAGGCUUUGAGG